Uranotaenia lowii is the source of this 1753-nucleotide messenger RNA. RefSeq names its product WASH complex subunit 1 (gene wash). Gene Ontology annotation, molecular function: alpha-tubulin binding; gamma-tubulin binding. The record is from RefSeq and is a predicted model, not a curated record. NCBI's taxonomy places the organism in Eukaryota, Metazoa, Arthropoda, Insecta, Diptera, Culicidae. The transcript is spliced from 2 exons. Gene Ontology annotation, cellular component: recycling endosome; WASH complex; early endosome. Gene Ontology annotation, biological process: exocytosis; Arp2/3 complex-mediated actin nucleation; retrograde transport, endosome to Golgi. The coding region runs from base 129 to 1565 and encodes 478 amino acids.
UAAAUUUGGCUGUACAAAUGAAAGUAAAAUUUAUUUUCAUUUCCACGAUUUUCGUUUGCGAAAGUUUUCCCCAAAAAGUUAUGUGAAUGGUCGUGUUUAUUGAAGUUUCCGGACCAGUAGAAUAGAACAUGCCGUGCUACAACAUUCCAGUGGUCGAUCCGGACCUGCGGCACGAGGAAAUGAUCCUGCAGGCGGUCAAUGUGUUCGAAUUUCUGAACCAAGUGAUAGAAGAUGUUUUCGAUCGAGUGAAUCGACGGAUCGAGUCUAAUCGGAAGCGUUUGGAGAAAAUUGAUCUGCAGAUCGAGCAGGUCAACAGAGACGUGGCACGGCUGAAGCAAACCAAGGAAGCAAUAGUGAUCUAUUCGCCGUGUCGUUAUCCGGGGGCCGAUUUGGAUCACACCAUUCGGCCGACAUUCGAUGAUGUGGAUGUGGGAAUUCGUAUGAAGGAGACUGAGUUUGCCCUGAAGGAUGGGCCGUACGUGCCGAGCCAUUCGUACCAGGAAAAGAUUCAAUUCUAUCACGUUAGAAGCCCAAUCGAUAGGAGUAGGAUUUUCAUGUUCGAAGCCAAUCGUCAGUUGGUGACGAAUGAGAAAAUUAAGUUUGUCGAUUCGAUACUGCUGUUUAACAGUAAGGAAUUUGCGUUGGAAUUUGGAAAAGAAUCGCUGGAUCGGUCCCGAUCCGGGAAGAAAACCCCCGGUAGGAUACGUGAAGAAAAGAUUUUGUCCUCUUCUUCGCCAAUCAUAAGAAACCGAUCCCGAAGGAAGGGGCAGGACAUAUUUUACACUCCCACACUGAACGAUGCUCCAAAGAUGGACGUUCCCGUGGAUCUUCCGGAUCUACCAGGAAUCGUCACCAAUAUACAGUACGCCGGCAACAAUACGCUAAUUGCUCCGUCUCUCCAGUUGGCAGCAAUAGCAGACCAGUUGCCGGAAAUAGAAGAUCUGACAGUGGAAGCAACCGAAACUAUUCCAGCUGGUGCUCCGAUCCCAGAAAUAUAUUCCCUAGCCCAAGUGCCUUCAGGUGCGGUGCCACCUCCACCUCCGCCACCAAUGAUGAUGACCACAUUUACUGCUCAAUCUACAAAGACGACAACUGCUGCUGUUCCUCCGCCGCCCCCGCCACCUCCACCUCCGCCAGCACCUCAGUUGUUGCUUUCGUCACCGGAUGAAGGUGAUGGGCCAAAGACGACUUCCACCCCGGAGAAGCCAAAAACGCCGACUUCCAGUGGUGGCGGAGGCGAUGCCCACUUCAAUCUGAUGGAGGAAAUCCGGAAGGCCGGUGGGGCGGGUAACGCCGGCCUGCGUCAUCAGCAAACCCGGGAGGGCGGACGGAUCGAUUCGACCAAACCGUCAAAAUCGGGCGGCAGCACCGGUCCGCAGAACUUCAUCGACGAUCUGCACAGCAAGCUGCUGAUGCGGCGAAAGGGAAUUUCCGGCGCCCGGGAAAAUCAAGACCAGCAACAACCGGGCAACGUUAUCGACCGGCUGUCGGCACUCAUUCCGCCGCCCCCGCCGAAGCUGGAGGGUGCCAGCGCCAGCGAAAGCAACGACGAAGAUUGGGAUUGAACAGGUUUUCAUCAAGGAUGUGAGAUUGAGCUCGUUAUAAUAAUCCAUAACAAGUGUUUCGAAUACUACUUUUUUUAUACUUUAAUCACCCAUUGUUGAGUUCACACGUUUGUUUCGUUUUUUGUCUGAAAAAUAUUUAAUUAAAAUAUUUAUAUCCAGAUGUAGUUAAAGUAAUGUCAAUAAUGUGU